GUGGCCGGGGGGAUGAAGCUGUACACCUGUGCGCUCAGACCAACCGGGAUUUAUGGAGAAGAUAACCCACUCAUGGAGAACCUGUACCGUCAGCUGGAGAUAUUCGGCCGCAGGAGGCUUCGCCUGGCGGGGAAAGAGGUGGAACACGGGCGUGUUUACGUCGGUACGAGACCACUCCUCCCCCACCUCCCUGGGACCAGGGAAAGGCCUGAAGUCGUGGGCGGAGAGGCCUACUUCUGCUAUGACGACUCCCCCUCCCUCAGCUACGAGGAGUUUGACAUGCAGUUCCUGGGGGGGUGCGGCUUCCGGAUGGUGGGUGUGGGUGAGGACCCUCUGCCUUCCUUCGUCCUCUACCUCCUGGCCUACCUCAGCCAGUGGGUCUUCUGGAUCCUCAAGCCCCUGCUGGGCUUCUGGAAAUUUCUGAACGUCUACGCCCUCCACAUGAUCACCACAUCCUUCACCGUGUCCACCGACAAGGCCGGGCGCCAUUUUGGCUACUCACCCAUCUUCUCCUGGGUGGAGAGUCACAACCGCACCCUCAGCUGGGUCCAUCAACUGGGCGCCGCCCCGGCCCAGAGGCAGUAGAGGGACCUUUACUCUGUGUCUCACUCCCCCCGUGCUGUCCCUGACCCUGGGAGUGUUUGAUGAGGGGGGACAGUGUAGAGGGAGCUUUACCCUGUAUCUAACCCCGUGCUGUCCCUGUCCCUGGGAG
Molecule: messenger RNA, 712 nt
Organism: Rhincodon typus (whale shark)
Lineage: Eukaryota; Metazoa; Chordata; Chondrichthyes; Orectolobiformes; Rhincodontidae
Product: 3 beta-hydroxysteroid dehydrogenase type 7-like
Exons: 3
Biological process (GO): steroid biosynthetic process
Molecular function (GO): 3-beta-hydroxy-Delta5-steroid dehydrogenase (NAD+) activity
Source: RefSeq, a predicted model, not a curated record